This is a messenger RNA of Blepharisma stoltei, 906 nucleotides long. Lineage: Eukaryota; Ciliophora; Heterotrichea; Heterotrichida; Blepharismidae. The record is from the annotation of a GenBank genome assembly.
AUGGAGCAAGGGGGCUCUUUAGAGAUUUCAUUUGAAGAAGAUUCACAAUAUAUUAAAUGCCCAGCCUGCAAAUCGGAGUUCACUUCUAUUCUAAUUCCAUAUGUUCUUACAUGUGGACACACAUUUUGCAUCUCGUGCCUAAAGAGAGUAAAGCUUGCAACGUCACGCUAUUUAUGUUUAAUUUGCAACAAGCUGAGCGAAAAUAUAAUUGAAAAUCAUAUCUUACUUAAAAUCCUUGAAAAACCUGUCGCUCCAACCAAUUUCUGCCUUGGAAAAUCCCAUUUAUUUGGAGUUGUUGCAUAUUGUUCAGUUGAUGAUACUCUAAUCUGUCAAAGGUGCUUAAUAAAUCAUUUAACACAUGAUUUUAGCUCUAUUCAAAGCUCAAAAACUCGAGAAGCCAUAAACGCAAAAGCGCUCAAGCUUACAGAAAAUGAAAAUAAAGUAGCUGAGUUAAUUUCAAAAACCCAAACUUCUUUAUGUGACAUAGAAGAAAUUAACAAAAAAAAUGAGCAUUUAAAAGUGCAUUUAGAUAAUAUAAAUAAAGCAAAAGAACAUCUUAUUAUUGAAAUACAAAGAAAUACUGAGAUUUGUAUACAAGAAAUUGAAGGAUUAGGAAAAUUUAAAGAGCUUGAAUCAAUGGAGAAGACUUUGAAAAUCCUUUUAUCUGAUUUGCUAGAAAUGAAAUCUGAUAUAAAUAAGAAGAAAGACCAGUUUUUGUCUGAUAAUGAUAUAAAAAGGUUGGAAUGAAAAAAUAAUGAAAUUUCACUCAAUUUGCCUCAAUCACUUGUGGUUGAUCGAAAAAACUUUUCACCUUCGCCAUCAUUGAAAUCGUUGAACUAUAUUGAAUCAAUAUUUAGAGGACAUUUGAUUUUUAAAAAUAAAAAACAAAAGUUAUGGCAAGAGUAG